Molecule: messenger RNA, 2172 nt
Organism: Macrobrachium nipponense
Lineage: Eukaryota; Metazoa; Arthropoda; Malacostraca; Decapoda; Palaemonidae
Exons: 10
Coding region: 1-2172 (723 amino acids)
Cellular component (GO): membrane
Molecular function (GO): ligand-gated monoatomic ion channel activity
Source: RefSeq, a predicted model, not a curated record
AUGAGAAAGUUAACAGACAAUGAUGAGGGAACUAAGCUAACAGGUAAUAAUGAGAGAACAAGGUUAACAUUCAAUAAUGAGGGAACUAAGCUAACAGGAUAUAUUGAGAGAACAAGGUUAACAGACAUUGAUGCUGAGGGAACUAAGCUAACAGCUAAUAAUGAGAGAACAAAGUUAACAGCCAAUGAUGAGGGAACUAAGCUAACAGCCAAUAAUGAGAGAACAAAGUCAACAGCCAACGAUGAGGGAAAGAAGAAGACCACGGAAAAGGAUGACUCAAGAAAGAUUACUGAUAAUGAAUAUAGCAUAAAGAAGUUUACACAUAACAAUAAUGAGAGUCUAAGUAAGUCUGCAAGCGAUGAGGUUACAAUGAAUUCGUUCCAGCCAAAGGAAGAGACAGUAAUGACUUUGCCUCCUAUCCUAGAUGACGAGGAGAAUAAAACGAACGAGAAGGGUAGAAGGAAACUUGCAGAAGCUGGAAAGCCUUACUGCCAAAACAAACAAUUCUUCUCCAAAAACAUAACGACGGAAUUACUAACUCGAAGUGCAACUAUCGUAACGAUGCUUUGGCAGAUUCUUGAAGACAAAGUGACGGGGUGUCAGUUCGUCCUGGUUACGACCAACAUUUGGCAACCAAUCAUAUCCUACAUUAUUAGUCUCAGCUUCACCUUUUUUGAGCCAUUGGUGGUUAUGGACAUCGGCAAGCGAGGCGAUUUAAACUCUUCCAAUAUCCCAAAAGGAAUAUGGGGUGGACCUAAUACUGUUUGCAGAGUGGCCAUUAUCGACCUGAUGCAAGAUGACAUCAAUUAUGUGCUAAACUUUUUGGAAGCCUCCAAAUUCUACUUGUGGCCGAAUUCUUUGCCAGUCAUCAUUGGCGAAGAUUCGAAGGCUCAACAAACUCUCAAUCAUAGACUUUUUCGGAAUUUCCAUCACCCCGUAUACUUUGGACUUCAGUCGUCGACAAUUAAAAACAUUCUGUAUCACGGUCGUAGUGAUGUAGCAAGGAAGGAGGAGAUUCUAGUAUACAGUCGCUGCUUGUACUGUAGUGAUGGAGCCCCGGAAAGGAUCUUCUUAUUCCUGUGGCCAAUUGGAUCAAAGAUGCCCCGCCCUAUCAACACUUUGCGAGAUAGACUUCUGGACUUGGAGGGCCACAAGUUCAGAGUGCUGUCAAUGCCAACCUUUCCUUACUGUGCGUACCGACGAGAUUCUGAUACACCUGGGUCAACGUUGACACUUCUAGACAGUGUAGAUAAAAGGUUACUAGAAGCUGUAUCUACUCAUUUGAAUUUUACUUACGAUAUUCGAGUCCCCAUGGACGGACAGUGGGGCGUGUCCACGAAGACCGGAAACUGGACUGGCAUGGUUGGGGAACUUCAGCACGAGCAAGCGGACUUCACCACGACGGUGGCUCCAACUCUUGGUAGACUCGACGUCAUGGACACCACGAAAGCCUACACUGCAGACGUACUAGCCAUCGUGUGUCUGAAGCCUCAGCUUUUUCCUCAGUACCUGGUCCUCAUAAAACCUUUCACAGCGGAUGUUUGGGCCUACAUAAUGAUAACCAUCGUGAUCUGGGCAGUUUCAUUUUGGGCAAUCCAGAGAGUAUGGUCAUGGUACAACGAUGAGAAGUGCAUGUCGCUGGUGGAGUCCUUCUUUUUUAGUUGGGCAAUCGUCCUGGAUGACGUGCAUCUCAAUCCACCGUCCAAUACCCCAUCAAGGCGAACUUCGCAGGUCACGUUGCUCUUCUGGCUACUGGGAACUUUCGUGAUCACAACGGGCUACAGGUCGUCCCUGGUCGCCUACCUCGGGGUGCAGAGCAAAGAGAAGCCCAUCGACAGCUUCCACGACCUUGUAGCCCAGCAGGGCUUCCGAUGGGGGGUCGAAUCUCGCUACAUGAGCGGCAUCGCUCUGAUCUUCUUCCAGAGCUCCACCGAUCCGGAUGUUCAGGCUGUCUACAGGACGAUGGAUUACAUUGAAGAUGUCGACCAAACAUUUCAGAAGAUAUCAAAGGGAAAAUACGCCAUGAUUACAUACGCUAAACUGGGCCGCACUUUGAUAGAUUCCUAUUACACGGACAAGUUCGGAAACACUCCAUUCUACGUCGGUAAACAUGGCUACGGUUUAGUCCCUUACUUUGGAUGGGGAUAUAGUGGGGCAUUUGUGCAGAAUUAG